Molecule: messenger RNA, 1509 nt
Organism: Trichoderma asperellum CBS 433.97
Lineage: Eukaryota; Fungi; Ascomycota; Sordariomycetes; Hypocreales; Hypocreaceae
Biological process (GO): transmembrane transport
Cellular component (GO): membrane
Molecular function (GO): transmembrane transporter activity
Source: RefSeq, a predicted model, not a curated record
AUGCCGCCCGGUGAAGCAGCAGAGACUUCUCCCAUUCGUAAUUUAGAGAAUAAAUCUCUAGGAUCAGUCAAUAUUGAUAGAACCGAGUCACUUUCGUCAGAAAUUGUCCAACCAGAGGUUAAGAAAAGAUGGGUAUCCUAUAUAUGGGACACGCUGGAUAAGUCGCCAGCGGAAAGACGGUUCUUGUUUAAACUCGAUGCUGCGCUUCUUUCAUUCGCUUCAUUAGGCUACUUCAUCAAAUAUCUCGACCAAGUUAAUAUUAACAAUGCAUUUGUUUCUGGAAUGAAAGAAGACCUUGGGCUAUUUGGAAACCAACUGAAUUACAUGCAAACUUGUUGGACUGUAGGAUAUGUCAUCGGGCAGAUUCCAAGUAAUAUCCUGUUAACUCGAGUUCGACCAUCUAUUUGGAUUCCAUCAUGCGAAGUUACUUGGGCAGUUUUGACGAUUCUGAUGGUAAAAUGCAACAAUGCGCAACAGAUUUACGUAUUGCGAUUCUUCAUCGGACUUGCUGAGAGUACAUUCUACCCCGGAAUGCAGUACAUCAUUGGGUCAUGGUACCGUAAAGAUGAACUAGCUAAAAGAUCCUGCAUCUUUCAUACCAGUAGUGCUAUUGGCACAAUGUUCUCAGGUUACCUUAUGGCUGCGGUCUAUCACCUUGGUGGUAAAGAUGGGUUCAAAGGCUGGCAGUGGCUAUUCAUCAUCAACACAGUCAUCUCUUUGCCGAUAGCCUUGGCUGGAUACUUCAUGAUACCAGACGUGCCAGAAAUCACACGUGCAUGGUAUUUAACACCUGAGGAUAUUGCCCUUGCUCAGAAGAGAAUGCAGCUCGAGGGUAGAGCUAACCGCUCACCGUUUACCAAAGUUAAACUAAAGAAAAUAUUGUCUAGCUGGCAUAUAUAUUUGCUCACUCUACUCUACAUAUUCUUCAAUAACGGCAACGGCGCCGCUUCUCAGCCUGCGUUUUCACUAUGGCUUAAAAAAGAAGGUUACAGUAUUACACAGAUUAAUACUUACCCCACCGUCACGACUGCAAUUACUGUCGUCACGACGUUAGUCUAUGCUUGGACUUCAGACACAAUAUUUAAAGGAGAAAGAUGGCCACCAAUCGUAUUCUCGGGUAUCAUGAACAUCAUCGUAUAUGUUAGCCUAACUGUCUGGAAUAUCCCAAUUGGCUGGAAGUGGGCUUGCUUCUUUUUAGCUGGAUUUGGCGGAGGCAUCAGCGGUCUAACAUUUGCUUGGGCUCAUGAAAUCUGCACUGAUGAUAACGAAGAGCGAGCGCUAGUGACGGGUACAAUGAACGAAAUGGCUUAUGUGAUUCAGGCAUGGCUUCCACUAUUGAUCUGGCAGCAAGUGGAUGCUCCUGAAUAUCCAAAGGGAUAUCCGACCAGCAUUGGAAUCGCCGUCGGCUUGAUAAUAAUGGCGUUCUGGAUAAAGCAUGCUCUCCGGCGAGAAAGGCUCAGGAAGAAGAUCGCAGAGGGUGAAUCGGUCUUACGUAUAUCCACAGGAUAA